Messenger RNA from Klebsormidium nitens, 5064 nucleotides. The record is from the annotation of a GenBank genome assembly. Lineage: Eukaryota; Viridiplantae; Streptophyta; Klebsormidiophyceae; Klebsormidiales; Klebsormidiaceae.
AUGAGUAAGAUGCUGAAGUUUGUGAAGCCGUUCUGGCUGGACAUCACCCUGUCAAACAAGCACAUUUCGGCGCAGAUUGUGCAUAAGGCAACUGGGUGCACCCUCACGACCGCAACGACCAAGAGCAAGGAACUGAAAGCGACCCUCCCGAGGACCAGCGACAAGCUAGCUGCAGCUGCGGUGGGGAACUUGCUGGCUAAGAAGGCGCAGGAAAUGGGCGUACAUGCUGUCUCCUAUGACAUUCCAGAGGGCAAGACCUACCAUGGCAAAUUGAAGGCCGUGAUUGACGGUGUAGUGGAGGUGGCUGUCCUCCUGUCUUCUUGGGAGGCAGCUCCAGAGAAAGCUGGAGCAGGUGCCGGCAACAAAGAAGCUGUGGAAGCUGGCGGCGCGGUGCGCUCAGUGCAGAGCUCGAUGGCGUCCAUUGCUGAUAGUUCCUAUCUUGCCAAUGCUUGCCAAGGAGAGGCGCAGGGGCCCGCACAGGACACAUGCUGCAGGGUUGAUUUUCCCCCGGAAGCUGGGACACAGGCACGCCGAUGCAGAUCAGAGGAAUGUCCAGCUGAUUGCCCCGCUGCUUCAGAGUCAAGCGGUACGAGGCCGGACGUUGAAAAGAGGGGGGCGAAGAAAACUGCGCAGAGCUCAAGGAUGGGGGUGGAGCCAGUGCAAGGGGAGUGGAUAGUGCGCUUCCGCAAUUACAAGCAUGCCGCCAAGCACAAGCAGCUGCUCGAGCAGCACUUGGGGUUGUCCGGCGAGCUCUGGGGUUGGGUGGACCGGGUAAACCCCGCCGCAAAGCUGCCGACCGACUUUGGCCUCCUGACGGUGGCGGCCUCUGAGGAAGGGAGGCGCCUCCGGGAGCGUCUGGCAGGCCUUCCAGACGUGAAGGACGUAUCGCCGCAGAUGCGAUUUACAAGAGGUUUGGCCUGGGAUGAGAAUCAGGACCAGGACCAUCUAGGGUCGCAAGGCAGAAGGGCACGGGAAGCCAGGCCCCGGAGGAGUGACUUGCAACAGUCAAGUAGGGAGUCAGGACCAGCGGACGGCGGCGGGCCCGAAGGGGACGCAACAGGGCAAAGCGAGGGAGACUGGCACACUAAUCGGGGCGGUGCUGAUUCCACUGCUUCAGUGACUGGUCCUACUCGCAAGCGCCCUGGGCGGUUCCAAACACGGCCGAGCUUUGCGGGCGACGAAGACCCUGCCCUGGCGGGGCCGUUUGUGCGGGACAAUGCGACGGUGGGGCGGGAGCUGCUGCUAGCGCAGCGGAGCCAGAUCACGUCGAUGUUCCAGGCAGAGGAGCUGUGGAAGAAGGGGUACUCGGGGGCCAAGGUGCGCAUGGCGGUGUUCGACACGGGCGUGCGCCAGGAUCACCCGCACUUUCGGAACAUCGAGGAGCGGACGAAUUGGACGAACGAGGACACGCUGGAUGACAGUCUCGGGCAUGGGACAUUUGUGGCGGGGGUGAUAGCCAGUCAGGACGGGCAGUGCCUUGGGUUUGCGCCUGAUACAGAGAUAUACGCCUUUCGGGUGUUCACCAACGCACAGGUUUCGUAUACCAGUUGGUUCCUAGAUGCGUUCAACUACGCCAUAGCAACCAAGAUGAACAUCCUGAACCUGAGCAUUGGAGGGCCAGACUACUUGGACAGGCCGUUUGUAGAGAAGGUGUGGGAGAUGACGGCCAACAACAUCAUCAUGGUGUCCGCCAUCGGCAACGAUGGGCCGCUCUACGGCACUCUCAACAACCCUGCCGACCAGAGCGACGUUAUCGGCGUCGGCGGCAUCGACUACUCUGACGCGAUCGCCGCCUUCUCCUCCCGCGGAAUGAGCACUUGGGAGCUUCCGCACGGGUACGGCCGUGUGAAACCCGACAUUGUCGCUUACGGACGUGACGUCAUCGGGUCGAAGAUCUCGGGGGGCUGCAAGAGUCUGUCGGGAACUAGUGUGGCGAGCCCCGUGGUGGCGGGCGCAGUUUGUCUGCUUGCGAGCGUGGUGCCGGAGGAGCGGCGGUGGGACAUACUCAACCCUGCCAGCAUGAAGCAGGCGCUCGUGGAGGGCGCAGUCAAGCUGUCAGGCCCGCACAUGUUCGAGCAGGGAAUGGGCCGGCUGAACCUGAUCGAGUCGCACAAGAUCUUGGAGGCCUACACCCCGCGCGCCAGCAUCUCUCCCGCGACGCUGGACCUCACCGAGUGCCCCUACGCCUGGCCGUUUUGCCAGCAGGCCAUCUACCACGACGGGAUGCCGCUCAUCUUCAACGCGACCAUCCUGAAUGGCAUGGGGGUCGUGGGGUACGUAGAGGGGAUCCCUCGCUGGGAGCCGACCAACGAGGAGGGCAAGCUGCUCGACCUGCAGAUGACAUUCUCGGACGUCAUCUGGCCCUGGACCGGUUUCCUGGGCCUGUACAUCCGCGUCAGCCAAGCCGGCUUUAAUACCACGGGCGUCGCAGAGGGGGUUGUCCAUGUCACGGUCAUCUCGCCCCCUGCGCGUGGCGAGACUCAGGACCGCCGCUCCAAUUGCAGCCUCCCUGUGCGCGUGAACAUAAUCCCGACGCCACCGCGCAGUGCGCGUGUCCUCUGGGACCAGUUCCACAACGUGCGCUACCCCCCAGGCUACCUCCCGAGGGAUUCGCUCGACGUGCGGAACGACAUCUUGGACUGGCACGGCGACCACCCGCACACCAACUUCCACGGCAUGUACGACGCGCUGCGGUCCAACGGAUACUUUCUGGAGGUGCUCGGGUCGCCCUUCACGUGCUUCGACGCCGAAAAGUAUGGGGCGUUGCUGCUGGUGGACUCGGAGGAGGAGUACUUCCCGGAGGAGGUGGCCAAGCUGCAGGACGACGUGCGCAGCAAGGGGCUGGGCCUCAUCGUGUUUGCGGACUGGUACCAGGUCGCGGCCAUGGUCAAGAUGAAGUUCUUCGACGACAACACGCGCAGUUGGUGGACCCCCGCCACGGGCGGCGCCAACGUUCCCGCCCUGAACGACCUCCUCUCCGGCUUCGGCAUCGCAUUCGGCGACACGAUCCUGGCGGGGUCCUUUUCCAUGGGCGCCGAGCGCACCCAUUUCGCCUCAGGCGCCAAUCUCGCGCGCUUCCCGGCCAACGGCACCGUGCACCGCUUCAGCCUUCAGGUGCAGAGCGAGGCCGAGACAGCGCCGCCGAAUGAGGUUGUGCCAGCUGUCGUGCAGCCACUCAAUCCAGCCGAUGCUAACCGGACCGUCGUCGGAGUUCUGGCGGUGAACGGGACAGCGGUCUCGCGGGGGGGUGAGAUUGCCAAUAAUCUGACGGGGGUGGUUGUCCAAGCCGGGCACUCGGCUGCGGGGGCAGCGAAGAAGGUCAACGAUUCCGUGGACGCGGUUGGAACGGCGGAUGCUGGGGCGCUGGGAAACGACCUAAACGUGACUCGCGCGGAGGGGGAGGAGAAGAAUGCGACGUCAGUCGAGUCGGUAAGCCGGAAAAACGACUCGGAGGCAGGGGUGGAUGGCCCCGCGUUUGAGGACGUGCCGAACGAGCGAGGCGGUUUCGACCCCGCGCGAAACGCGGAGCUGAACGAGGUGCAGUUGGAAGAAGAGCGCCGGAAAAGGGCCCGGCGGACCGCGAAGGAUGUUCCGAUUGGCAGAUUGCGACCGGCCGAUAAGGGUGCUUUGUCAAGGAAAAAGGAACGGGGGGAUAGUGCCGGGGUGCGGAGUGGUGAAACCAUGGGGAUCGGAGAAGCUUCUUCGGUUCAGGGGGCUGAGAGCAGUCAGCGGCGGAGGCUGGCGGGCGCCCCCAAUUCCAUGGCGACCGCUCCGAUCCUGGGCCUGACCACAGCGGGGGAGGGCAGGAUUGUGGCGUACGGGGACUCGAACUGCCUCGACAGCAGCCAUCAGGUGGUCAACUGCUACUGGCUGCUGCUCCAGAUGCUCGACUUCGCGGCGGGUGGCAACAAGCCCACCACGCUCUUCCCCAUCGGGUUCUCGCAGAGCGAGCCCGUUGGGACCGACGCGCUGCUCCCGAAGAGGCGAGAUGACGUCAAUUUCACGGAAUACUCGGCGGUGCUAGGGAAGCCGCUCGAGUGUGGCCUAGAUUCGCCGUUUCAUACUGCAAGCCCGCUGCCGCCCGCCUCGUCGGUGCCCAUCAGCCGCAGCGCGGGGCUGGGCCUCAAGGAGCGCCGCGAGGCGUCGGAGCGGCUGCGAGAGGCGGAAGACCUGAAGGGCCUGUCCAACGGGGACUGGGAGCAAGUGUCGGACCAGGUGGGGGGGGCACAGGAACGGCCCGCCAAGAAGGGGGGGGUAUCAGUAGAUCCUAACGAAGAGAGUACGGAGAGAGAAAGAGAGGUAAAAGAGGGGGAAGUUCUGCCGGUCGGGGGGGAAGGCAUCGGGUUUGAGGAAAAGGGGGGGGGAGAAAGGAACGCGACGGAGGGGGGGCAGGUUGCAAGCGUGGAGGACGAAGAGCUGGGGAUUGAUGACGAGGACGAAGCGGAGGGGGGGUGGCACGCAGCGGGCGCGACAGCGAACAAGACGCGGGGGGAGGAUGCGAAACCGAAGGAGAACAAGGGCGGGAGUUCGUCCUCGCUCCUGCAACGGAUCAAACCCUCGAACGAGCCCCUGAGCCAAAGCUACUACGGCUAUGUGUCCCUACUGCUAGUGGUCAUCGGUUUUGCUUUGAUCCUUCUUCUGUGGCGAGCGCGCCAGAAGCGGAAGCGCCAAGUGAAUGCCCACAGGGACUCUGACGAUGGGGGCGAAAGUCUCAAGGCGUCGAGGGGUGACGUAGAUUUUUACGGGUCUAGUGACGAUAGGCAAGGGAGAACGGCCAAGGAAAGGAAGGCGGUCGUGCCGGGGAAAGAGAGGCCGACGAGCCCGCACUCGCCAUCUAGCAUGGUCUAGGUCUUGAGUAGCUAGGAUGUAGCCGAGAAAGUCGCAGUUGAGGAGGAAUAACCUUGAAACGUGACCGUGCCUCGCUCGAGGCCUGCAUCGUUUUUCUCAUCCACUCCGUGGAAGUAGACCUGCCUCCGGCAUGAUCUUGAUCAGAGCGAACGUUACUCUUGUAUGCCUUUUGGGAUUGUGAGUCGAGACAAUCACCGAGAAUUUUUCACAAGCCAC